Trichophyton rubrum CBS 118892 is the source of this 1519-nucleotide messenger RNA. RefSeq lists its product as uncharacterized. Gene Ontology annotation, biological process: DNA-templated DNA replication; DNA repair. Gene Ontology annotation, molecular function: DNA clamp loader activity; ATP binding; DNA binding. Bases 647 to 1519 code for a protein of 290 amino acids. NCBI's taxonomy places the organism in Eukaryota, Fungi, Ascomycota, Eurotiomycetes, Onygenales, Arthrodermataceae. The transcript has 3 exons. Gene Ontology annotation, cellular component: Ctf18 RFC-like complex; nucleus; DNA replication factor C complex. The record is from RefSeq and is a predicted model, not a curated record.
CGGAAGCGCGGGUUUUUGUUUCUCCGAUUCCAGCUUUAAACGCGCCGCGAGCGCGCGUCAAAAAGUAAGCUGAAGCUAUCAAGGAGCAGUUGAUAGAAGCCAAUUGUUCCUCCCAGGCCGAGCGAUACUAGAGAAUAGCUCUCUAGGAUCGAUAUAUUGUCACUUACUCUUAGAAUAUCCAGAUAUUGUGAAUACACGCCAACAUGUCUGACUACGAGGAUGAUAUGGACGUUGAUGCCCCGCCUGCCCGGGACACGGCCGCGUUUACUGCAGACCCUACAGAUGUGAAGGGGAAGAGAAUAGUUGCUGAUUUACCAAUCGAAGCGGGAGAUAAUCUUCCCUGGUAAGUAUUCUUCCAUGACUAGGAGUUUCUCGAUAGUUAUGAUGUAAUGCUGAUCUAGAAAAUAGGGUUGAGAAAUACCGCCCAGAUACACUCGACGAUGUCUCUGGACACCAAGAUAUCAUUGCCACGAUAAACAGAUUUGUCGACUCAAAUGUGAGAACAAACCAGCAUACCCAGCAUGUGAAGUCCCUACUAAAAUAUCAUGCGUAGAGACUUCCCCAUCUACUACUCUAUGGCCCUCCAGGAACCGGAAAGACUUCCACAAUCCUCGCGCUGGCGCGGCGGAUAUAUGGAUCAAAAAACAUGCGGCAGAUGGUCCUGGAACUUAACGCAAGUGACGAUAGAGGAAUCGACGUAGUGAGAGAGCAGAUCAAGACCUUUGCCAGUACGAAACAAAUAUUCUCAACGGCGCCCUCGUCCGGCUCUGGGCUGGGGGCAUUCAAGUUAAUUAUUCUUGACGAGGCCGAUGCGAUGACCUCCGCGGCUCAGAUGGCACUGCGUCGAAUUAUGGAAAAGUACACCGCCAACACCCGAUUUUGUAUUAUUGCAAACUACACACACAAGCUUUCGCCCGCACUCCUGUCUCGAUGCACACGGUUUCGAUUUAGUCCGUUGAAGGAAAAGGAUAUCAGAAGGCUAGUUGAUACCGUGAUAGAAAAGGAGGAAGUGCAGAUACAGCCAGAUGCCAUUGACAGCCUAGUUAAGUUGAGCAAGGGAGAUAUGCGACGAGCCUUGAACGUUCUUCAAGCCUGCCACGCAAGCAGCAUGCCUCUACCAUCGAAAAAGGGCGAUGCUAAUGAACAGCAGCGAGAAAGAGAGACGAUAACCGAAGAGACGAUAUAUACAUGUAUCGCUGCACCACACCCAGCUGAUAUCAAAAUUAUCCUCGAAACCUUACUAUCAACAUCAGACGUGACUUCGUGUUUAAAUACUGUACAAACCCUCAAGGCCAACAAAGGGCUAGCAUUGGCCGAUAUAAUCUCCGCACUAUCGACGGAACUUCAGAGCCUAGAGGUCCCUGCACAAGUAAGGGUUUCCUGGAUAGAAGGACUGGCAGACGUCGAAUGGAGACUGUCAGGGGGUGGAAAUGAGGUUAUACAGACGGGUGGAAUGAUUGGAGUAAUACGCUCUGGCUGCGAGCUAAUGGGAGACAAAGAUAUAUUAAUGAAUGAAUAG